Molecule: messenger RNA, 1910 nt
Organism: Acaromyces ingoldii
Lineage: Eukaryota; Fungi; Basidiomycota; Exobasidiomycetes; Exobasidiales; Cryptobasidiaceae
Product: MFS general substrate transporter
Exons: 1
Coding region: 380-1861 (493 amino acids)
Biological process (GO): transmembrane transport
Cellular component (GO): membrane
Molecular function (GO): transmembrane transporter activity
Source: RefSeq, a predicted model, not a curated record
ACGCUUUUCGCCUUUCACCUUCUCGACACCGUCGGUCGCUUCGUGAACCGGUGUUGCGCCCGCAACACCGAGCCCGGGGAAAGUCUUCGCACAAGGAGCCGCAACGGCCGGUGCGGCAGACGAAAUUGCUCUCUGACCCCUUCCAUCCCUUCGCGGCCCGGACUUGAUCUCGUCCCUGGAACGGCUAUGUCAGACAAGUGGGCCCCACAACGUAGGUGAUGCUCUCCGCCGCACAAGUGAUAAAUACACCUGCCGCGCGAUAGAGAUCUCGCUUCGUCCCCUGUCCCUUUGCACAGCUCCUUUACCGUCCCCGCCUUUUCCUCCUCUUGUCUUCGCCCCAUCGUCAUAUCUCUGCCCAUCCCUACGUGCGCGUGUCAAAAUGGACGAGAAGUAUGCGGGCAAGGGAAACGCUGAAGAGCGCAUCGCCACGCUGGACGCCACGCCUGCUGUCGACGUCGGCACACCACUGCCAGACCUCACGCCCGAGGAGCGAGAGGUGGACAGACGAGUUCGACGCAAGAUCGACUUUCUCAUCCUGCCACUCUGCGCCCUCAACUACUUCUUCUCGUCCAUGGACCGCAGCGACAUUGGCAAUGCCAAGAUUGCUGGUUUUCAAAAAGCCAUCCACGCCUCCAACUUGCAGUACGCUUCCAUCGUCUCCUUCUUCUACAUCGGCUACCUCGUCAUGCAACCCGUUGGCUCUCUCCUGAUUGGCUACGUCGAGACUUGGGCGAUUCUCGGAGCGGCCAACAUGUUCUGGGGCACCAUGACGUGCCUUUUGCUGCUGUCCAGGAACGACGUCCUGCCACGGGUGCUCCGCGUCCUCAUCGGCGCCAGCGAGGGCUUGGUCCAGAUCAACAACGUCUUUCUCACCCUAUGGUAUACGCACGAAGAGAUUGCCACCAGGACCGGCAUCUGGUACUCCUCGGGCGUCCUAGCAGGCAGCUUCAAUGGGCUGAUUGCCUAUGGUGCCUCGGUGCACACCCACGCCUCCCUGCAGCCCUGGCAGAUCCUCUUUCUCACCGAGGGCCUCCUGCCGAUCGUCUUUGGGCCGAUCUUUAUGUACUUCUACCCCUCGAGGCCCGAAAAAGUGACGAAGUUCUUCACCGAGGAAGAAAAGGCUCUCUGCAUCGCCAGGACGAUGCGGGCUCGGAACACUGCCGGCGCCAAGCUCACGAUUCGCGGCAUGCUCAGCAUCUUUCGGUCGCCCGAGACUUACCUGCUCUGGCUGUGCUACUUCUGCGUCAUCUGGUCCUCGUCGGGCUACGGCAACUUCCUGCCGGCCAUCGUCAACGGGCUCGGGUUCGACACCGAGAUUAGCCAGCUGUUGACGGUCCCCAUUGCCUUUCUCGGCUUUCUCUCGGUCAACUUUUGGUGCAUCGUCAGCGACCGCUUCCAGUGGCGGGGCCCGCUGAUCAUGGGCCUAGCGCUGUCGUCUGCGGCCGGUUUUGCCAUCCUGGCUGGCGUGAGCCAUGGCCUUGGCGUGCGGAUGUUUGCCCUCUGCCUCAUCAACGCCAGCGUCCAGCCUCUGAUCCCGCUCACCCUCUCCUUUCUCUUCACCAACACUGUUGGGUUCUCUCGCCGUGCGCUGUCCAUCCCCCUGCAGAACGUGUUCGGCCAGAUCGGGGGCCUAGCCUCGGGCUAUACCUUUGUCGACUCGCCCCGCUACUUCCGAGGCACCCUUGGCGCGUGCGGCAACCUCAUCGGCCUCACCGUGCUAGUGGCCAUCUUGGACCUCUAUUUUAUGCACGAGAACCGGAAAAAGAGGGCACGGGCCGACAGCGACGAGACCUUGGACGACCGUCUGAGGUCCUUUGACGAGCUGGGGACCAAGCAUCCCGAUUUUUACUUUACGCUCUAAGGUUCCUGCAACCACUUCAUGUCAUUCUCAUGUUCUAGCUUAGUCCUCU